CUUCUAUUGAUGUCUGGUAAAGAAGGACUUGUUAAUCAAGUAUUGCUUAAAAAUGGCGGAGUAUGAUUUAACCACGCGUUUAGGCGAAUACUUAGAUCGUCAUUUAGUGUUCCCCCUUUUAGAGUUUCUCUCUGUUAAAGAACUGUACGAUGAUAAAGAGAUGCUCAAAGGAAAGCUUGAUCUACUCAGUAACACCAACAUGGUGGAUUUUGCCAUGGAUGUUCAUCAAAACCUGUAUCCAGAUCAACAAGUUCCUACAGUUUUAAAAGACAAACGUGGUCAGGUUGUAAAUGAGUUAAAAACAUUACAGGCAGCUACUGAUGUGAUUACUAAAAUAUUUGAAGAUCCAGAAGUGGCCAGAACUAUUCAAAAUAGAGAUGGUCGACAGUUGUGUGACUUUUUAUAUCAAGAGAAAGGGUUUAGACCCGACAUGGUUGAGACAUUGUAUAACUACGCUAAGUUUCAGUAUGAAUGUGGUAAUUAUUCUGGAGCAGCUGAAUAUCUCUACUUUGUUCGAGCAUUGCUUGCACCAAAUGAUAAAAACUUCAUGAAUGCUUUGUGGGGAAAGUUAGCAUCAGAAAUACUUAUGCAGAAUUGGGAUGUCGCUUUAGAAGAUUUGAAUAGAUUGAAAGAUAUUAUAGAUCAUAAUACAUUUGCUGGCGAUUUACAACUGCUACAACAGAGAACCUGGUUAAUACACUGGAGUUUAUUUGUGUUCUUUAACCAUGCAAAAGGAAGAGAUACAAUUAUUGAUAUGUUUUUAUAUGAACAGAGUUACUUGAAUGCCAUACAAACGAUGUGUCCCCAUAUAUUGAGAUAUUUAACCACAGCUGUAGUUACUAAUAAAGGUAGAUGGAGAGGCUGUAUGAAAGAUCUAGUGAAAAUUAUUCAACAUGAAUCUUAUACAUACAAAGAUCCUAUUACAGAAUUCAUAGAAUGUCUGUAUGUCCAUUUUGAUUUUGAUGGUGCUCAGAAAAAAUUAAGAGACUGUGAAACUGUAUUAAGUAAUGAUUUUUUCCUGGUGGCGUGUUUAGAUGAUUUUAUUGAAAAUGCCCGUCUGCUAAUAUUUGAGACUUUCUGUCGUAUACAUGAAUGUAUUAGCAUAGGUAUGUUGGCAGAAAAGUUAAAUAUGGCCCCAGAUGAUGCUGAGAAAUGGAUUGUAAAUCUAAUCAGAAAUGCACGCCUUGAUGCAAAGAUUGAUUCUAAACUGGGUCAUGUUGUUAUGGGAACCCAAGCUGUUUCACCCUACCAACAAAUUAUUGAGAAAACUAAAAAUUUGGCUUUCCGCUCACAAGUUAUAGCACAGAAUGUAGAGAAAAAACUGGGACAUAGCAAGCAAGAAGUUAAUCAAUGGGGAAUGCAAGAGUAGUCAACCAGCAAUAUUCAAGUUUUAUCUUAAAUGUUACAAAAAUUAUGUAUAAAUUAUCAAAAUUAGGAAAUAUUAAAAUUUGGAAACGUG
Molecule: messenger RNA, 1459 nt
Organism: Patella vulgata (common limpet)
Lineage: Eukaryota; Metazoa; Mollusca; Gastropoda; Patellidae
Product: eukaryotic translation initiation factor 3 subunit E-B
Exons: 13
Coding region: 53-1369 (438 amino acids)
Biological process (GO): translational initiation
Cellular component (GO): cytoplasm; nucleus; eukaryotic translation initiation factor 3 complex
Molecular function (GO): protein binding; translation initiation factor activity
Source: RefSeq, a predicted model, not a curated record